Messenger RNA from Thelazia callipaeda (thelaziosis nematode), 1731 nucleotides. The record is from the annotation of a GenBank genome assembly. Lineage: Eukaryota; Metazoa; Nematoda; Chromadorea; Rhabditida; Thelaziidae.
AUGGAUGAGUGGUGGACGCCAGAAAGUGGACACACGUGGCGUGUGAUUGCACAAAUGGUUGAUGAUGGCCGUGUUGGAUUCAACCAAGCAUGUGUACAUCUAGAAGCAUGGCAGAUUGUUUCAUACACCUUAUCUCUCACCUGCUUGUUUAUGUGGAUACAUCGGCAGCUGAAAGUAGAUCGCCCUCUUUCCACUCGUAUUCGUGCUAUGAUUUUUUCUGCUAUUCGCAUGAUACCAUGGGUGAAAGCUCAAAUAGAAGAAAAGAUGGAAAAAGCAAGAAGAGAUCUCGAAGAAACUGUACAUCAGUACGAUAAAAAGAAAGAAUUCUAUAAGUUUUUGCCUGAACGUGGACUUUCGGUUAAUGAUAUAAUUCGUGAGGCCGAAUUGUACAAAACAAUGAGUGAGUUUUCUUUUCAAGAAGGCCGUGUUUCUGGCAUCGUUUUUGCUAAUGUUGAUGAAGAGCAUAUGGUGCUCUUGCAAAAGAUGUUUGGUCUUUUUGCAUACUCAAAUCCAUUAUAUCCGGAUGUAUUUCCGGGUUCUCGUAAAAUGGAAGCCGAAAUUGUACGCAUUGUUGCUUCACUUCUUCAUGGUGGAUCAGGCUCGUGUGGAACAGUUACUUCUAAUGAUACAGAAAGCAACAUGUUAGCAUGCUUUGCAUAUCGAAAACGAGCAUUUUUGCUAGGGAUUAAACAUCCAGAAAUGGUCGUACCAGUUACUGCUCAUGCUGUAUUUGAUAAAGCUGCAAAAAUCUUGCAGAUGCGCAUAAGACAUAUUCCUGUUGACAAGAAUCAGCGAGUUGACGUAGGUGCGAUGAAGCGUGCAAUCACAAAUGAAACAUGUAUGCUCGUGGCAUCUGCUCCAAAUUAUUCAUCGGGCACUAUUGACAAUAUUGAAGCAGUUUCAGAACUGAGUCAGCGAUAUGGUAUUCCUUUACAUGUUGAUGCAACUCUUGGUGGCUUCAUAUUAUCUAUUAUGGAACGUUGUGAUUUCACUGUUAAACCGUUUGAUUUUCGUGUACCAGGUGUAACAUCAAUUGCUUGCGAUGUCCAGAAAUAUGGUUUUGCUCCAAAUGGGACAUCGCUAAUAUUAUAUCGUGAUUCUUCUUUACUUCAUCAUCAGUAUUUUUGCAAUAGCGAAUGGCCUGGAGGCAUCUACAUGACACCAACUUUAGUCGGUAAUAGAGAUGGAUGUGCGAUCGCUUUAACUUGGGCGACUUUACUUUAUAACGGAAGACAGGGUUAUACAGAACGCAUGGAAGCCAUUAUUAAAACAGUACGGAAGAUGAAAGAUGGCAUUGAAAAAUGUGUUCAUCUGCAGUUAGUUGGAGAUUCGGAUGUUGCAACUAUUGCUUUUACUGCUAAGGGUUUCAACGUUUACGCUUUAGCUGAUCGUAUGAACAAGUUGGGUUGGUUCCUAUCCACGCUUCAAAAUCCUCCUGCGCUAAAUAUAUGUAUUACAUUGAAUCAUACAAAACCAGGUGUUGUAGAGGAUUUUCUUCGUGAACUAAAUGUGGCAUGUGAGGAUUUGGUUUCAAAUCCAGAAUUCAGUCAGCAGUCGAGGACUGCUGCAAUUUAUGGCAUGGCAUCCGCUGUACCAGAUAAGUGUUUGGUAGAAGAAGUAGCUCAUAUGUACCUUGACAGCUGUUAUGCGUUACCGCUACCACCAGCUGGUCGCACACUGAGCGCUGAGGGAAGGAAAAUGAGCCUCAUGCAAGAUCAGAUUACGUCAUAA